AUGAUGGUAGGUAUUAAUGCCGCAAGGCUGUUGUCUUUAGAUUCCUCUCCAACACCUGCUACGCGCUUCGCAAACAUGUUCACAAAUCGCAUUAGAAACGACAAUCGGAUGACGGAACACGAUGCGAUGCAACUGGGGUUUACCCAAUCUACAGCGCCGACGUCUUCGUUCAACCGUCUACCCAGCGAAAUCGUCCUGGACAUUUGCAACCGCUUAUCCCCAUCUGAGCUCUGGUUCAAUGCGCGCCCUAUUUCCCGUCAAUUCUAUAGCUGCGCUAAUGAGGUGCUACUACGGAAAUGCUUCUAUCAAGAGCAGGUCCGCUUUUCUUGGUGCUGUUUUUGGUGCAGCCUUGGACGCUCCCCCUUGGAUGCCACAACGAGGACCAUCGCUUCACUGUUUGGCGACGCAAGGAAGCUGCGCAUACAGUGUAUCAGCGACCAAGCUUUGCUCGCCAAGCUGGCCUUUGGGGAACUGUGCAGCACGGUUGUGAGGGCAGAGCAAAAGAUCUAUGUGUCUAUUGGUAAUGGCAGCGAUGAGGUUGCGAUGACUGCUAUGGAAUGGCAGAGACGCAUGGAAUGUCUGCCCAAGGAUCUACAAGAGCGCCGGUAUGACUUUCUGGUAUUCUAUUUUGCUCGACUGGGGAGGAAAUCAAAGACUUGGCAUAUCGCAGCAGGCCUUUCAUCUGUUGUGCAUGUGCUGGGCUUCAUUGUGGUGGGUGUGGUCAUCACGGUCGUCAUGGCCGUCGCCCUGUUUGUUUUCUGCAUCAUCUGGGAAACGGUGAAAGUGGUCAAGAGCUUUUGGGCAUUCCUGGAUGGACUGAUAGAUAUGCGUCAGCGUUCUCCAGAGACCCAGUUGGACAAGGCAGCGCAGAAACAUCAUUAUCGGCCCCUCCUGCAGAGCGGAUCAGGACAGUGUUGCUAUGAGAACGUUGCGGCCACGUUUUACAAUUUCGAACCAACACCUUACCUAAGACGACCUUGCGAGUCAGUAUUGUCAGCCUUUACCUCAACCAUGGCCGUGGAUAAGCGCGAAACUCGGCUUCGUCGCUGGGCGAGGAAACUCGGCGGCUGUAUGCGAAUCCACCAUCCGCAUCGCAAGUACAAAUCUGCUAGUUAUAUAGAUAUGGAGAAAAUACUUCCAUCACCUGUACACCACAUCGAAUUCCAGCACACGCAACGCAAUGGGCUCAUCGGUCGAAGAGAACAACCUCCGAAGAACGAGAUCAAUAGGGGCUCCAGGACAUGGGAUGCACACCCUAAACGGGCUUUGCCUUCGCCAGGAAGACUCAGAGUAGACACGCUGCAAGACCAUCCGGUUGACGAGACGAUUCGAAUAGUAAACCCGAGCGUAAGCUCGCUUGUGGCAGGACGACAUGAUAUUCAGACACCAAGGUUUGCCGGAAAGGUAUCCAAGCAACCUCUCAGCGAGCCACAGACCCAUGUGGCAAACGAGCGGUUCCAGCUCCAGGGUCCCCCCACCGUCCUGACAUGGCGAGAGUCAUUUGAGAUCCAGCGGGUUUUGAGACGAGAAUUGCCUCAACCUCCCUCUGACAGAUAUGACUCUGCAGUAAACGUGACCAUUCGACCCCUAAACGCUCGCAAACAUCAAGCCCAAAAGCCAUACUGUCCUUCUGGGCUGGGAAAACCGGCCGCAGUGCCUGUCCAGCCCAAACCGACAAACGAUGUCCGGACUUACUACCGACCGUCAGGCCAUUCUAUAACCACCAUAUCUACAAAAGACAAGGAGGCGAUUCGAGAUUGGAAGCACGACUGGGACAAGCCUCUUCAGCACCGCGCUGGAGGCUCGAAGGCCAUCUGGAAGACAGCCUCAGAGCGGCUUCUGCUGCGUAACAAAGACAGUAUACGACGCUUGGAUGCCGAGAGAGCGAUAAUGGAGCAGAUGGCUGCGAGGAUGGAACUGGAGAAGAGGCAACAACCCCAGAUGAGAAGCAUUCAGAGCAUUGAAGAAAUGGCCGAAGAAGAUAAGAGAGUGAACGAGGAAUGGAACGGUAUUGCAACCCAACUUGCCUCUGAUGCGCGGAGCCCUGGUGUCCAGGAAGUCAGGUCCAUCUCAUUCCGCCACCAACGACAUCCAAUUGCAAGUGGUCGGCGAUAG
Molecule: messenger RNA, 2115 nt
Organism: Alternaria burnsii
Lineage: Eukaryota; Fungi; Ascomycota; Dothideomycetes; Pleosporales; Pleosporaceae
Exons: 4
Coding region: 1-2115 (704 amino acids)
Molecular function (GO): protein binding
Source: RefSeq, a predicted model, not a curated record